AUGGAGACUGGCAGCCCGCGGGCCCCGGGACCCAGCCCCGGGCCCGCGCUGAGCCUGGACGCGCGGCUGGGCGUGGACACGCGCGUCUGGGCCAAGGUGCUGUUCACCGCGCUCUACUCUCUCAUCUUCGCGCUGGGCACGGCGGGCAAUGCGCUGUCCGUGCACGUGGUGCUGAAGGCGCGGGCCGGGCCCCCGGGGCGCCUGCGCUGCCACGUGCUCAGCCUGGCGCUCUCCGCCCUGCUGCUGCUGCUGGUCGGCGUGCCCAUGGAGCUCUACAACUUCGUGUGGUUCCACUACCCCUGGGUCUUCGGAGAUCUGGGCUGCCGCGCCUACUAUUUCGUGCGCGAGCUGUGCGCCUACGCCACGGUGCUCAGCGUGGCCAGCCUGAGCGCCGAGCGCUGCCUGGCCGUGUGCCAGCCCCUGCGCGCCCGAAGCCUGCUGACUCCGCGCAAGACCCGCCGCCUGCUGUCCAUCGUCUGGGCCGCCUCGCUCGGCCUGGCCCUGCCCAUGGCCGUCAUCAUGGGGCAGAAGCACGAGCUGGAGACGGCGGGCGGGGACCCGGAGCCCGCCUCGCGCGUGUGCACCGUGCUGGUGAGCCGAGCCACCCUGCAGGUCUUCGUCCAGGUGAAUGUGCUGGUGUCCUUCGUGCUCCCUUUGGCAUUAACCGCUUUCCUGAACGGGGUCACCGUGAGCCACCUGGCAGCCCUCUGCUCCCAGAUGCCGUCCCCUCCCACUGCAGGCAGUUCUGCCCCCAGCCGCCUGGAGCUAAUGAGCGAGGAGAGGAAGACACUGGCCCUGGGGGACCAGGCCGCCCUGGUGAGACACAAGGACUCCCGCCGGAUCCGUGGCCUCCGGCGCAGCAUCCAAAUUCUCAGAGCCAUUGUGGCCGUGUAUGUCGUCUGCUGGAUGCCGUACCACAUCCGCAGGCUCAUGUACUGCUACGUCCCUGAUGAACGGUGGACCGACAAGCUCUACGAUUUCUAUCACUACUUCUACAUGGUGACCAACACGCUCUUCUACGUCAGCUCGGCAGUGACGCCUGUCCUGUACAACGCGGUGUCCUCCUCCUUCAGAAAACUCUUCCUGGAGGCCCUCAGCUCCCUGUGUCGAGAGCACCACCCCAUGGAGUCAUUCCCCCCGGGGACCCCAGAGCCACGCCCGAGUGGGUACAGCUUCCAGCUCUGGGGCUCCCCCAGGACCCCCAGCCUGGAUGAAAUUGAAUAAUGAGCAGAACAACCCUGACUGCCUAGCCCUCUAGUGCUCAGCAAUUUCAACACUAAUAACUCAAGCUGCGUGAUCAGGGGGACCUAAAGGGAACCCAGCCUCUGCUGCUGACCAGUUGUGCACCUGCAGGCAAGUCACUUGCCCCUCUUAGCCUCAGUCUCCUCAUCUGUAUGAAGGAGAUGAA
Messenger RNA from Budorcas taxicolor (takin), 1408 nucleotides. RefSeq names its product neurotensin receptor 2 (gene NTSR2). Bases 1 to 1224 code for a protein of 407 amino acids. Gene Ontology annotation, biological process: neuropeptide signaling pathway. The transcript has 4 exons. Gene Ontology annotation, cellular component: plasma membrane. The record is from RefSeq and is a predicted model, not a curated record. NCBI's taxonomy places the organism in Eukaryota, Metazoa, Chordata, Mammalia, Artiodactyla, Bovidae. Gene Ontology annotation, molecular function: G protein-coupled neurotensin receptor activity.